AUGUCAGGGACUGCCCCCCCACCCGCCACAGACAGAGAGCUGGUGACUUGCAGGGUGUCCCCACAGACGAACGGGGCUAGGUGCUCCCACCACUCUGAGUGCUACAGUGACUGCUGUCUCAUCAACUUGGACGAUGGUGGUGCCUUCUGUGCCCCUAGGGCCAGAAUAACCAAGAUGUGCUUGCCCCAGACCAAGGGCGCCAUCAACAUCGUAUGCCCCUGCCACGUAGGCCUGAGUUGCCUUCACAAGGACCCAGUCUGCAUCCGCCGGUGCCAUCUGAUUUAG
Molecule: messenger RNA, 285 nt
Organism: Hippopotamus amphibius kiboko
Lineage: Eukaryota; Metazoa; Chordata; Mammalia; Artiodactyla; Hippopotamidae
Gene: CLPSL2
Product: colipase like 2
Exons: 2
Coding region: 1-285 (94 amino acids)
Biological process (GO): lipid catabolic process; response to food; digestion
Cellular component (GO): extracellular region
Molecular function (GO): enzyme activator activity
Source: RefSeq, a predicted model, not a curated record